CACUUCAGUAUAGUCAGUUGUGUUUACGCUCUUGACGGUUACGGUCGCUUUACAGUCAAGAUGGAAAAUGUAUCGGGCAAUGUGCCCUAUGCGUGUUUAUUCCUCGCAGUAUUUCUUGGACUUAUUGGGACGGUCCAUGGUCUGUAUUGUAAGCGGGACUGCCAUCCUCCAAAAUGCUCCUGUCCACAAUAUAACUACCCGAUGAAUCGGGAGGAUAUCCCACAAAUGGUGUAUUUCGGAUUUGACGACGCGGUGAACGUUAUGGUUUCUGCUCUAUACGAUCGGAUUUUUACGGAGAAUAGAACGAAUCCGAACGGAUGUCCGGCGAAAAUGACGUUAUUUGUAUCCCACAAGUAUACGGAUUACCGUCGCGUUAAAAAUUUCCACGAAAAUGGUCACGAAAUUGGAGUCCACAGUGUUACACAUUCUGUAAUUGGCAACGAGAAUUUACUGCGACAGGAAGCGAAGAAACAGAAGGAUAUUCUCAUGAGUCGAGCCGGAAUCCCUGAAAAGGAUAUAGUAGGGUGGAGGUCUCCCUUUUUGAAACCCGCGAGUGUCAACCAGCCGAAAAUAUUAAAAGAAUUAGGCUACGAGUACGAUAUUACCUACACAUACACAAGGACGCACAUGUCAUCCCCAAAACCCUGGCCUUUUACUUUGGACAGCGGCUGGCCUUUUAGAUGCGCUACUAGACCUUGUGCAAGAACCAGAGUGAAGGGCUUCUGGACAGUACCCGUUGAAGGUCUAAUGGACUUCAAAGAUCUAUAUCCUUGCACCUACGUUGACGGCUGUGUUAUCGGAGCGUCCAAUGAAAAAGAAGCGUACAAAUAUCUUAUGGACAAUUUCAUGUCCUACUAUAACACUACCCGGUCACCAUUUGGACUCAAUAUGCACGCAGCGUGGUUUUACCGGAGUUUCAACCUUGAUGCCAUGUUACGAUUCUUAGACGACAUCGGCAAAAUGGACAACGUUUAUAUUGUGACCGUUAAACAAAUGUUAGAUUGGAUGAAAUACCCUACACCAUUGGCCAACAUAAGUAGUCUAAAGUCUUGGAACUGCCAUUACAAGGAACCUACCGAAGUACCGACUACUACUACUACUACCGAAAAAGUAAUAAAUGUUACCAAGCUGGAUGAGAGAAGAAAUAAUCCCAUGUGGUUUAUUCUUCGUAGACUUUUUUAAAUUGCUUUAGCUUUGAAAGCAUCAAUGUUUUAAUAAUCAGGGGCCGAUUUCUGGAAACUACUUGUUAUAACACGAUUACCCUAGCUCACUAUUUUUCUCCUUUUAAUAUUUUUAUCUAAAGAAAACAACAAACAUUUUUAUGAAGUUUUUAGACUCUUUAUUGGAGUUAUCUGUCUGAUAAUUAGUAUCAAUAUCAAGUUUAAGAAAGAAAUAUUGAUAAACGAAAAAGCUUCUGAAGUAUAUUUAGCUUAAGAAAUUUCGAGAAAUCAGGGCCUGGAGUACAAUUGACUAAGGCAAUAUUUAAGUGACACUCGUAUUUAAAAAUCAAUACAUAAACAUGUAUAAAAAACAUUAGUUUUGAGUGAUAAUCCUUUAAUUACUUACUAAAUAAUGCAUUUAUGAAAUAUUUUAAUUACUGACAAUAAGAUUAAAACUGUGUAUUUAAUAGCUGAAAAUGCCGGAUAUUAAAUGACUGGUGAGUCCUUGAACAUUUUCAGUGAUAACAUAUACUAUCUUAAGGUAGAAAUACCGCGUUUUCUGCAUAUUUCUUUCAAAUUAAAUACGGUAUUUUUCAUAGGAACCAUUGUUUUCGAUAUCUAUUCAUCAUGUUUGGUAAAUUAAAACAAUUGUAUACUUGUGGUACUUUAGUAUACCAUUUUUAACCAGACGCCGUAAAUAUUAGCUUAAAAUUGUUUUAUGAAUUGCCGACACAACUCAUCCGAAUUGCUCAUUUUGUAAAGUAUUUGUGACACGUUGUUUUCGUUAAAUAAACAUAAACUUGAAAUUUUAAAA
This is a messenger RNA of Mya arenaria, 1974 nucleotides long. RefSeq names its product chitin deacetylase 8-like. Gene Ontology annotation, biological process: carbohydrate metabolic process. Gene Ontology annotation, molecular function: hydrolase activity, acting on carbon-nitrogen (but not peptide) bonds. The transcript has a single exon. NCBI's taxonomy places the organism in Eukaryota, Metazoa, Mollusca, Bivalvia, Myida, Myidae. Bases 61 to 1182 code for a protein of 373 amino acids. The record is from RefSeq and is a predicted model, not a curated record.